Molecule: messenger RNA, 1362 nt
Organism: Papilio machaon (common yellow swallowtail)
Lineage: Eukaryota; Metazoa; Arthropoda; Insecta; Lepidoptera; Papilionidae
Product: ashwin
Exons: 3
Coding region: 136-603 (155 amino acids)
Biological process (GO): embryonic morphogenesis
Cellular component (GO): tRNA-splicing ligase complex
Source: RefSeq, a predicted model, not a curated record
CAAUUUGACAGUUAUUAUGGCGGUUCUUACCACUUGUGUUAUGCUGUCUAGUCAACCAAUAAAUCAGCAAAAAAAUAAUAUAAUGCAAUAAAUGCACCAUAAUGUUCCUAAGAACUGUGUUAUAUUAUCUUAAAAAUGGCUAAUGUCCCAUUUGAGAUGUUGCUACAUCCUGAACUAUUAACGAAUGAGCAACUCGUUACAAUAAUACAACAGAGACAUUUGCGAGUAUCUAAUAUAGAUACCAUGACUAGGGAUGACUUAUUAGAAUUAUUUCAUCAUUAUUGUGUUCCUUACGGACAAAGGAAACCCCGCGAUUCCGGAAGAGGGAAGGCCUUAAGUAGGUGCCGGCAUACAAGUCCCGAGCCGCCAGUUAAAAUGGGCCUGGCUAGCGAUAAUCAAAAUAAGAACUUUUCACAUAUGCUUAAUAAGAGAUUAAAGCCGCCGCCUGAUUUAUUAUCAGGGCACAUGAAACGGAUUAAACUCGAUACUAAAAAAAUAAACAACGACUUUGAUACAUUGAAAAGGAAAAUGUCAGUUGAUUCUAGUCCGGUUUGUGAAGCCCCACCACAUAAAAAAGAGAAAAAACUUAUAACUUGGCCUUAAUGCAACAGCAUAUUUUUGUGCUUGUAAAUAAAAGGAAUGGUUAAAAUUUAUAAAAAAUUGACAUGACAUGAGCAGAGCAGAGUCUCAGGAAAAAAGCACAAUAAACCUAAUUUUUUGCUUUGGCUCUCCCUUUUCUGAUUGUGGUGUCAAGAACUGAAUUGUACCUUGACAUUCCACUGGUGGGUAUAUAAUACUAAAUUAUAAACUAAUAAGGAGGUUCUUUCCAUACUGUUAUGUUUUUUAUGCCCAAGGUGGUUUUACAAAUUUUCUGACAUGACUUACCGAGAUAGCAGCAGCUCUCCCAUUGGACUAGAUAUCCUUGUUUGACUAUAAAGAAGCUCAAUAGCCCUCCCCCUGUCAAUGUCAAAAAAGUGUCACAAUAAAACUUGUUGUCCAAGACAUGACGGACCCCAAAGCGCUGAGGGACAGUCAUUAUCAAGAAAUUGAACUGAACUGAUAGGACAGACAGUGUAUUAUUUUCUGUGACCAAUUGAAGGCAAUAACAAUGCCUCUCACUGGAGUAGAUAAGUUUGUUGCACUAACCAAGUGUAAUGUCAAGUGAUGUGCAUCAUUUGUAAGCAUUAGUUUUUCAAAGAAAGGAAUCAAGAGUAUAUAUGACAAUGUUCUUUUACCAUGUUUUACGCUACAUUUUCUUUGUAUGUACAUAAACCAACUGGACGAGUCAAUGACAUUGAACAUUUAAUAAAACAAUCUGUUGUACAUAUACAACACUUAUUUUUAACCAUUCAAUAUGGCAAC